Messenger RNA from Protopolystoma xenopodis, 279 nucleotides. Lineage: Eukaryota; Metazoa; Platyhelminthes; Monogenea; Polystomatidea; Polystomatidae. The record is from the annotation of a GenBank genome assembly.
AUGAGAGGCUUAAAAUCAGUAAGUAGGCCUCGGCAACCCAGUCCGAAACCGCCGGGCUUGUGGGCAGUCGAAGAAUGCGAUUUCAUCUUUUCUGCGCAAUCAUCAGAUGAAAGACACUUUCAUUUGUCACACAGAAAGUUGGCUCUUAACCACUACCAAACAGGCCCUGUAGACACGAAUCACUUGGCUCAUUCAUUCGUCAAUUUGGAGCAACUUGACGAUGCCUUUGUGCACCGUCUGGGUCCCUCACCGAAACGCAUCCGUCUCAAGUCUGGUUGA